This is a messenger RNA of Musa acuminata AAA Group (dessert banana), 2161 nucleotides long. RefSeq names its product fasciclin-like arabinogalactan protein 4. Gene Ontology annotation, cellular component: plasma membrane. The record is from RefSeq and is a predicted model, not a curated record. The coding region runs from base 142 to 1554 and encodes 470 amino acids. Lineage: Eukaryota; Viridiplantae; Streptophyta; Magnoliopsida; Zingiberales; Musaceae. The transcript has 2 exons. Gene Ontology annotation, biological process: multidimensional cell growth; mucilage biosynthetic process involved in seed coat development; abscisic acid-activated signaling pathway.
UAUGAUCAUCAUCAUCAUCUCCCACAUCUUUCUACUUCGCUUUGCUCUGGCUCUCUCUCUCUCUCUCUCUCUCUCUCUCUCUCGCGCGCACUCACUGGGCAGGAGACUGGAGUGGGGAGAAAGAAAGCGCAGCAAAUUGAAAUGGCGGCAUCAUCUCCACCACCACCUCCUCCUCCUCCGCCUCCUCUCCACCCGCAUUUGCGUAUUCCCUACUCUGCCCCUGCCCGCCUCCUGCUUUUCCUGUUGCUUAUAACUCACCCCGUUUCUUUGGCGGUUAACAUCACCGCCGUGCUCUCAGCCUACCGCGACCUCUCCGACUUCAAUCGCCUACUCAGCUCCACCUCCGUCCCCGGCGACCUCGCGGGACGCUCCUCCCUCACCAUCCUCGCCGUCCCCAACGCCUACCUCCUCCGCUCCUCGGCCGCCCGCACCGCCGCGGCCGCUGACAUCGCCGACGUCCUCCGCUACCACGUCCUCCUCGAGUACCUCUCGUGGCCCGACCUCCGCCGCAUCCCGACCGGCGGGAAGCUCGUCACCACUCUGUACCAGACCACCGGCAGGGCCGCCGGAAACCUCGGCGCCGUCAACCUCACCCGCGACGAGGGGGGCGGCGUCACCGCGCGCUCGCCCGCCCCCUUCUCCGCCUCCAACGCCACCAUCCUCGACCUCGUCGGCACCCACCCCUACAACGUCUCCGUCUUCGCCGUCAACGCACUCCUCCUCCCCUACGGGUUCGACCUCGCCGCCUCGGAGACGCGCCCUCCCGUCGGGGUCAACAUCACGCGGGUCCUCUUCGACGGCCGCGACUUCAACGUGGCCGCCUCCAUGCUCGAGGCGUCGGGCGUCGCAGCAGAGUUCGAGGCCGACGAGCGCGGCGCCGGAAUCACCGUCUUCGUCCCCACCGACGAGGCCUUCGCAGAUCUCCCGGCCACCGAGCGGCUGCAGUCUUUGCCGGCGGACCGCAAGGCGGUGGUGCUCCGCUUCCACGUGCUCCACUCCUACUACCCCCUCGGCUCCCUCGAGUCCAUCGUCAACCCCGUCCAGCCCACGCUCGCCACCGAGGACACCGGCGCCGGCCGCUUUACCCUCAACAUCACGCGUGUCAACGGCUCGGUGGCCAUCGACACCGGCGUGGUCCAGGCGUCCAUCACGCGCACCGUGUUCGACCAGAACCCGGUGGCCGUAUUCGCCGUCUCCAAGGUGCUACUGCCGAGGGAGAUCUUCCCGGGGGAGACCAGCGGAGCGAUGCAGGCGGCAGCCGCUGCGCCGCCGCCGGUGGAGGCGGCGGGUCUCCCGCCGCAGGGGGCCGAGGACUGGGACACGCCGCCGGCGAGGCUGUCGUCGCCGCCGGGCCUCAGAGAGGAGCUUACGUCCGGGGCGGCCGUCCGCGAUGGGGUUGCCCUGUCCUGUAUAGCGUCGCUCUUUCUAAUGCAGCUGCUGAUUAAGCAAACAAGUACAAUCGAAGGGGCUGUUGAAGUUUCAGUCAACAGGGAAAUCUGCAUCAUGAUUUUGACUGUGUUCGAGGGGCUUUAUGAUUUUGGGCAGGAAAGGUGAAAAAUGUUUUGUACGAAAAGGGGAUUUGGAUUCACAAGAAGGAUACUUGUUCUCACAGGUGGAAGGCCUUGGUGACUCAAAUCAGCAUUCUAUUGCUAUUUUAAGGAAUUGGGAGAUGCUGCUUACCCAUUUUUUGUUCACCAUGGAGACAGAAUAUAGAUUUAAAGGGAGAAAAAGACUAAAGAUAUAACUCAGAACUCUGUCUCAACUUGCACUUACGCGAUGCGGAGUGGGGCAUGUGCUAGAAGUUGCAUCAGCACCAACACAUUAAAACCUUGACGCAUGUUGGAGGUUGAGUUUGUGGAUGGCACAUUGCAUCUCAAUGUCGUUAGACCCUGAGCCAGGAAUUGCGAACCGAGCAAAGCACAACAUAUUUUUAUCAAGUUUCAGUCACGAGCGCUUUGGUGCCAAAUCCUGAAAGAUCGAUGAAGAAUGAGAUUUUAUGUUUGACAUUUUGCGCUUUCGUUACUCGUGUGAUACUGUAAUGCUCUAAUUUGUUAUAUUGCAGCGAUGGAUUUCUUCUGUAUUUGCUGCAAUAGUUUUGGCAAACCAUGACACCAUGUGAGAGUAGCAUGAGUUUGGAUCACAUGUUGAAUGUUUUUACUGA